Osmerus eperlanus (European smelt) is the source of this 2933-nucleotide messenger RNA. It is a transcript of the gene g2e3, whose product is annotated as G2/M-phase specific E3 ubiquitin protein ligase. The record is from RefSeq and is a predicted model, not a curated record. Gene Ontology annotation, cellular component: nucleus. The transcript is spliced from 15 exons. NCBI's taxonomy places the organism in Eukaryota, Metazoa, Chordata, Actinopteri, Osmeriformes, Osmeridae. Gene Ontology annotation, molecular function: ubiquitin-protein transferase activity. Bases 151 to 2376 code for a protein of 741 amino acids.
CACCUCUUAACUGUUGGUUGAACUCGGCCAUAACGUCAGAAGAAGAAGAAGAGGGAAAUUUAAAAUUUCAGCUAACCUCAGUGGUGGGCUCAGUACCUGUUCCUGCCACACAGCUCGAAGCUAGUAGUAGCAGCCUCACCAGUAAAGAACAUGAAGACGAAGACGAAGAAUCGGGAUCCUGUGGCGAACAGUACUGAAGAGCGUUGUGCUCUUUGUAAACUCGACGAGGACAGUCCGGACAAGUAUGGGGAAAAGAUAACGAGUAAAAAAGACAAAAUUACUGUGCACUACUUCUGCCUGCUGAUGGCCAGUGGUAUUUACCAGCGAGGGGAGGAGAACGAAGGCAUCUGUGGCUUCUUGCUGGACGAUAUCAAGCGGGAGGUCCGCAGAUCCUCUAGGCUGACAUGUAAUAGUUGUAAGAAGAAGGGUGCUUCCAUUGGCUGCUACAUCAGAAGCUGCAGGAAGACUGUCCAUUUCCCCUGUGGGAAACAACAGCAGUUCAACUUCCAGUUCACAGGAGAAUUCCCGUCCUACUGUAUGGAGCACAGCCCCAAACAGUCUGCAUCAUGUGACGCAAGCCUGCCACAGUCCUGCUCCGUGUGUCUGGGGCACCUGGAGCCAGACCUGUCCUUCUCUGUCCUCAAGUGUCCCUCCUGCCUCAACAGCUGGUUCCACAGAGAUUGUGUCCAGCACCAGGCACACAGUGCAGGCAUGUUCUUCUUCAGAUGUACACUGUGCAACAACAAGGAACAGUUCCAGGAGGAGAUGCUGCGCAUGGGCAUCUACAUACCUGAAAGAGAUGCAUCUUGGGAGUUGGAGGAGAAUGCCUAUGGAGAGUUGUUGCAGCUAUAUCAGCACUGUGACGCUGUCAAAUGCAUCUGCGACAGCGGAAGGUCCUCUUCUUCCAAGAAAGGCUGGUUUGAGCUACUGCGCUGUAAGCUGUGUGGCUCCAGAGGAACACACCGGAAGUGCUCCUCGCUGGAACUCCAGUGCAGCACCUGGGUCUGUGACGACUGCUUGGUGACCGUGGACGGCACAGCGUCUCUCCCCAGCCCCAGGCGCCUAGAUGCCCAGGAGUCUGGAGAACAGAGGAGGGGUUCCAAACGACACACCCCCUCCCUCCAUCCAGCUCUUGUCUGCAAAAGGCCAUCGUUGUCAGGAAGCACCCCAGCAGAAAUGCUUCAAGCCCUGGCCAGCCAGCUGCUCCAGCAGCCCCCCUCCAGCCCCAGUACCAGCCCCAGUACCAGGUCCAUCCACAGGACCAGCCCCAGACCUAUCAGGAGAUCCAUCCCCAGCCCGAGUCUGGCCCCCGUCCCCAUAGAGGUGGUUGUGUCAAGGGAUCAGGUCCUGAGAGCUGCCCUGGAGCUGGUGAAGAGCAGCCAGUUCAGCCCAGACAGGCCCCUCUGUGUUCGCUUCACCGGCAUCCAGAGGACUCUCUCUCCCAGGAAGCCGGACGUAGGGGACACACGAUGCUUCCUGCGUCUGCUCGUCAGGCACAUCCAGAGGUUGACGCUGUUCGAAGGGCCCGAGGGAGUCAAAAAUCUGUCUCUUGACUCACAAGCUCUGCGUGAGGACUUGUACUACGAUGUGGGCUGUCUGCUAUCCCUCAGCCUGGUCCAUGGAGGUCCUCCUCUCGGCUUCUUCUCCAGGGCGCUGUACCAGUGUCUGUUCAACUACCCCCGAGACUCACCCCUCGGCCUGGACGACAUGGGAGACACGCGCUUCGCACGCAAAGUCCGACAGAUCGAGGGGUCCACUACGGUUGAGGAGCUGAGGGAGGCCAUGCAGGCAGCAGCAGAAUACCUUGAGGUGGCAGGCUGCAUGAGAGCGGUCAGCAGCCUGGCAGAUAAGCAGGCCCUACUGGAGGAUGUUGUGAGCUUCCACCUUAUCACCAGGAUGCAGCUGCCCUUCCAGAGGUUUUGUGAGGGCCUGAAGACACUGGGUGUGUUUCAGCAGGUCCAGAUGUUUCCGGAAGUUUUCUUCAAGGUGUUCUGUGGUCCGUCUGAGAAGCUAAAUGCAGACACAGUCUUCAGCCUCUUCACUGUCGUCUUCUCUGACGACCAAAACCUGUCAAGGAAGGAGACCGUGGUGGUGACCUUCUGGAGACACUUCCUCCUGGAGUGUGAAGAGGGCCGCUGUGCUUCUUCUUUGGAGGACGUGCUGGUGUUCUCCACCGCUGCAGAGGAGGUACCCGCCGCAGGGUUCCACCCCACCCCCAGCAUGGCCUUCCUCCACCCCCUGGAGCCAGCAGGGGCCUUCCCCACCAGCACGCCCAGUGCCAACUGCCUCUAUCUGCCCGUGGUGCCUACAUACGAAACCUUCAAGAAGCACAUGGAGUAUUCCAUCUGCCAGCUCGCCAUCAUGCAGAUAAUGUGAAGGACAGAUCGACUUUUGUACUCAACGACCUGUUGAAUCAGUUGGACCUCCUACGAAUGUGUCAUCGGUUGAUCUUCACUACGACUACAUCUUCAAUUGCUUGACAGUGUGAACUGAUACCACGUUCACACACAAGCCCUAAACCCUAUUGAUUUAUGUUCAGAUCUUCAAAAGGGGGGUUGGAAAUUGAGGGAUUUAGAACCAAAUUUGUACUUUGAGUUUACCGUACUUCCCGUCCUUGACCUUAAGGUAGAGGGUCAUUAACUGUAUGCAAACUUCUGUCUGUUUAACUUUGUGGAUGUUUUUGUCUUGGAUAUAACGGUUUUUUAUAUUAGGAUUUUUUAUCGAUCAUAGCUGUAAUUAUGCUUUUAUAUAGACUAAAUGUUUUCCAUCAUGUUUGUAUUGGCCCUGGUAGAUUUUAAACUGUAUGGUGCUGACUCAACAAGGGGGUUAUGCAUCUGAUUGUUUUCUGUUUUUAUAUUACAUUCUACAUGGAACAUGGGAUAUUCCAUAUAAAUACACAAUUCAAUCUGUCUUGAGAUUUAUUUAAUUAUUUU